Molecule: messenger RNA, 924 nt
Organism: Colletotrichum lupini
Lineage: Eukaryota; Fungi; Ascomycota; Sordariomycetes; Glomerellales; Glomerellaceae
Exons: 5
Coding region: 1-924 (307 amino acids)
Source: RefSeq, a predicted model, not a curated record
AUGUCUCUGCUUCAGAUCUAUCCCGACUUGAAUAGUUCUCCUGAUCUGCGAAUUGUGUCUCCGGUAGUGGAGAAGGUAGACAUUAUCGUCGUUCCUGGACAAUAUUCAGCCCGAAAGUCGUUGACUGGUUUGGGCAACCGGGACCACCUUACCAAAGCCUUCGUUGAUGACCUUCUCCCUUCAGACUUCCCGCAUUCGAGAAUACUCUUCUUCGACUAUGAUCCUCAUUCGGCUUUUCGGUCUGGUUUCACAGAGAACAGACUGCAAGUUGUUACCCUACAUCUCCUACAACAUGCUGUCAAGCUGAGGAAGAGAGAUCCUCUGCGGCCUAUCAUCUUUAUCGCACACGGUGUGGGUGGAAUACUUGUCAAGAAUGCCUUGCUGCGCGCAGCGUUAGAUUCGAGGUUUAAGACGAUUAGAAGGGCUACGAAAGGGAUCGCCUUCUUUGGGACACCUCACAGGGCAAGAUCGCUCGACGCAAGCUUAGAAACCCUCGUAUCGGACUUCGCGUCACAGCUAUGGAUUUCGGACUCCUGCCAGACCAAAACUUCCCGUAAAGCCCCCUACUUCGUGAGAACAUCAUCAUCUUUCUCGGCGCUCCUCUCCGCCGAGAGAUUCCACGAUGAAUGGCUCUCGAGAUACUCCCGCCGGCUCAGGUUUCUCUCGUUUUAUGGAAAAAUACCAUCUUUGGCCGUACCCGGUCAAAGUGCCACUCUCGGUCUACCCCAAGAACAAGAAGCAAUAAUCGCUUUGCCUUCAUCACAGCAAGACUUCUGGGCCUUUGAAGGUUCGACUGAUCCAAACUAUUGCAUCUUCCGCAACAAGUUAGCGUGGCUUUUGGGAUGGAUCGCGCAGUCAGUGAGGACCUCCAGCUCAUACGAUCGCCAGAUCCUAUCCGAUACAGUCUCGAGUUUCAAGACCUGA